Messenger RNA from Candoia aspera, 1490 nucleotides. RefSeq names its product serine/threonine-protein kinase Nek3-like. Bases 45 to 1490 code for a protein of 481 amino acids. The transcript has 3 exons. The record is from RefSeq and is a predicted model, not a curated record. Gene Ontology annotation, molecular function: ATP binding; protein kinase activity. NCBI's taxonomy places the organism in Eukaryota, Metazoa, Chordata, Lepidosauria, Squamata, Candoiidae. Gene Ontology annotation, biological process: protein phosphorylation.
GCUGCUCCCUGGGGUGACGGGCAGAGGGGCCUCUUCCAGGCAGCAUGGAGCAGUAUGAGCCCAUCUCCAGCAUCGGCCAGGGCUCCAGCGCAGAAGUCUUCCUGAUGAGGAAUGCCCAGACGAAGCAGCUGUUCGCCGUGAAGAAGGUCAAAGCGGUCCCGGGGAAAAGGCUGCGGAGCAAAGAGGCCAUCCUGCGGGAAGUGGCCAUCCUGCGGCAGCUCCAGCACCCCCACGUGGUUGCCUGCCAUGGCCACUUCCUGGACACGGAGGAGGCGCAUGUUUUCAUUGUGCAAGAGUACUGCGACGGGGGCUCCCUUGACCAGCACAUCCGGAAAGGGGGGCCCUUCCCCGAGAGCGUCAUCAUGCAAUGGUUUGUCCAGCUGGCCAUGGCGGUGCAAUACAUCCAUGCCCUGAAAAUCCUGCACCGAGACAUCAAGGCGUCCAACGUCUUCCUCACACAGACGUGGGUCCUCAAGCUGGGAGACUUUGGCAUCUCCAAGGUGAUGGACGGCACCCUGGAGCUGGCCAGCACCUUUGUGGGCACGCCCUACUACCUCAGCCCCGAGCUCUGCAGGGACCUGCCCUAUAGCUCCAAGGCCGACAUCUGGGCCCUGGGCUGCCUCCUGUUUGAGAUGUGUGCCCUCCAGCCGCCCUUCCAAGCGCUCAGCCUGAUCAGCUUGUUCCACAAGAUUGUGAAUGGCAGCCCCGACCCUGUCCCAGCUGGCUACCCACCCUCCUUGCACAACUUGAUCCGAACCCUCUUGCAAAAGGACCCCGAGGCACGGCCCAGCGCUGGCACCAUCCUCACCUUCCCAUACGUCCAGGAGCACCUCAGCCUUUACUUCCUCCAUCGGGACCCUCGGCCGCCCCGCAAGCUGCAGCCAGAAGCCCUUCCCAAAGGAGAGGGGGCUAAGUCCAGUCUGCCUGAGGCUGGCCCAGAGGGCACCCUGGGCUCUCCGAGCAGUGAAGCCAGGGCACCAGGCUCUACUCGGCUCCCCUCUCUGCAGCAGUGCUGGGACCUCGACGACAGUCCAAGUGUCUGCAGCAGCGGUUCGCAAUACUCAGCAGACUUUGAAGACACCAGUACUUCUUCUGUCGGCAGCAGCUCAGAUGUAGAUCUACCCAACACUGAUGCUGUGGAGAUGGCGACUGACACUUCUUCUGAGAACUGGGACCCCGGUGACUUUGAGGACUCAGAGGAGGCAGCCCUGGCGGAAGCCGUGGACAACCUUGAAUGGGCCAUGCAAGACAGCAAGUCCUCUUUGACCUCCGGGAGCUCCCAGAAGCGCAUGGGUGACAGUGAUUUUGGGGGAAGCGACUCCAGCAGUUUCACCUCCAGGGACUCAGAGCACCUGUCAUGUUCGGAAGACUCUGAGCACGCAGAGGUUUGCCGCCUACUGCAAAAUCUGGGCCUGGAGCAUGGUGGGGGGAGCGCCAGAGGCAACCCCACACAAACGCGAGGGACAGUGGCCGGCCCUGGACGUCGGUGA